Molecule: messenger RNA, 3321 nt
Organism: Otolemur garnettii (small-eared galago)
Lineage: Eukaryota; Metazoa; Chordata; Mammalia; Primates; Galagidae
Gene: WDR72
Product: WD repeat domain 72
Exons: 19
Coding region: 1-3321 (1106 amino acids)
Biological process (GO): protein localization to plasma membrane
Cellular component (GO): cytoplasm
Molecular function (GO): protein binding
Source: RefSeq, a predicted model, not a curated record
AUGAGGCCUUCUCUGCAGGCAGUGGCACUUUGGGGAAAGAAGGCCCCUCCCCACAGCAUCACUGCCAUCAUGAUCACCGAUGACCAGCAAAUGAUUGUGACUGGCAGUCAAGAGGGUCAGCUCUGUCUCUGGAAUCUCUCACCUGAGCUAAAGAUCUCAGCAAAAGAACUCCUGUUUGGUCAUUCAGCUUCCGUAACAUGUCUGGCAAGAGCAAGGGACUUCUCUAAACAACCCUAUGUUGUUAGCGCCACUGAAAAUGGGGAGAUGUGUGUUUGGAAUGUCACCAAUGGACAGUGCGUGGAGAAGGCCACACUUCCUUACAGACACACUGCGAUCUGUUAUUACCACUGCUCAUUCCGGAUGACGGGAGAAGGUUGGCUUCUCUGUUGUGGAGAAUAUCAAGAUGUCCUUAUAAUUGAUGCCAAAACUUUGGCCGUUGUUCACGCUUUCACAUCAUCUCAGUCUCCCGAUUGGAUCAACUGUAUGUGUAUCGUCCACUCCAUGAGAAUUCAAGAAGAUUCUCUCCUGGUGGUAUCCGUAGCUGGUGAGCUCAAAGUAUGGGAUCUCUCCUCAUCUAUCAACAGCAUUCAGGAAAAGCAGGAUAUCUAUGAAAAAGAAUCCAAGCUUCUCAAGUCCUUGAACUGCCAGACAAUACGAUUUUGCACGUACACUGAGAGACUUCUGUUGGUGGUAUUUUCUAAAUGUUGGAAGGUUUAUGAUUACUGUGAUUUUUCCCUUCUGCUGAUGGAAGUCAGUAGACACGGGCAGCUCUUUGCUGGUGGAGAGGUGAUUGCUGCCCACAGAAUCCUCAUCUGGACAGAAGAUGGUCACAGUUACAUCUAUCAGCUGCUGAACAGUGGGCUUUCAAAGAGUAUACACCCUGCUGAUGGAGGAGCGCUUAAAGAGACCAUUUAUCCUCAUUUACUGUGCUCUACUUCUGGGCAGGAAAAUAAGCAGAGCGGUCCCUUCGUUAUGGGAUACAUGAAUGAAAGGAAAGAGCCUUUUUAUAAGGUACUUUUCUCUGGAGAAGUCUCAGGAAGAAUUACUUUGUGGCACAUCCCAGAUGUUCCGGUAUCCAAGUUUGAUGGUUCUCCUAGAGAAAUACCAAUAACUACCACCUGGACUCUUCAAGAUAAUUUCGAUAAGCAUCAGACAAUGUCACAAAGUAUUAUUGACCAUUUCUCUGGGCUUAGAGAUGGGGCCGGAACUGCUGUAGUCACUUCAUCAGAGUAUGUCCCGAGUCUUGAUAAACUAAUAUGUGGCUGUGAAGAUGGGACAAUUAUCAUUACACAGGCCUUGAAUGCUGUGAAAGCAGGACUUCUAGAAGGCGAUUCUUUAUUAAAAGAUUCCUCCCCCCACAAAGUUCUUAAAGGACAUCACCAAAGUGUUACUUCACUACUUUACCCACAUGGUCUCUCUUCAAAAUUAGACCAAAGUUGGAUGGUGUCUGGGGAUCAAGACUCGUGUGUUAUCUGGUGGGAUAUCUUUACUGAAGAAAUUCUGCAUAAAUUCUUUUUGGAAGCUGGUCCAGUGACAAGUCUUUUGAUGUCACCAGAGAAGUUCAGACUAAGGGGCGAUCAAAUCAUUUGCUGUGUGUGCAGUGACCACUCUGUGGCUCUCCUUCACCUUGAGGGGAAGAGGUGUCUCCUGCGGGCCCGGAAGCACCUUUUCCCUGUAAGGAUGAUAAAAUGGCACCCCGUUGAGAAUUUUUUAAUCGUUGGCUGUGCAGAUGACUCUGUCUACAUCUGGGAAAUUGAAACAGGCACUUUAGAAAGGCAUGAGACAGGAGAAAGAGCUCGAAUUAUUCUUAAUUGUUGUGAAGAUUCACAGCUUCUAAAGCCCGAGCUGGUACUUCCAGCGGCCUCAGAGACACAUAGACACAAAAGUGUAGAACAGAGAUCGUCCAGCUCCUAUCAGCUUGGGCCAGUACCUUCCCCUGGACUGCAGGUGGAGUCUUCAUGCAAGGUUGUGGAUAAUGAGUCUUUCCCAAGGCCUUUUAAAGUCCUGCCUGUGAAGACACAAUGGAGCUACGUUGGCUUCCAUAUCCUUCUGUUUGAUCUGGAAAACCUCGUUGAACUUCUGCUGCCGCCCCCCCUCAGGGAUAGUGACCCUUCCAGUUCUUUCUAUGGGAGUGAGAUCCUGAGAAGAGCCAAGAGCACCGUAGAGAAGACAAUGACACUGAAAAAAAGUAGAAGUGCCUGUGGUCCUCUCUCAGCAGAGGCACAAGCCAAGCCUGUGAGUGAAAGCCUGGCCCACGGAGAUAAUACCAACAAGUUCGCAGAAGAAAAUGAUGGCAUUAGAAGACAGAAGAAAAUGAAGAGCUCCAAAAAGAUGCACCUUAAACCACCCAGAAAAGUUGAUGCCAACCUCACAAUAGACACAGCUAAACUGUUUUUAUCUUGUCUCUUACCAUGGGGAGUGGAUGAAGAAUUAGACUAUCUUUGCAUGAAGCAUCUCAAUAUUUUAAAGCUUCAGGGUCCCGUUUCUCUAGGACUUGCUUCAAACGAGGACCACUUCUCACUGAUGUUGCCGGGUUGGGAUUUAUGCAAUACUGAAUUGGAAAGAGACGAUUCAAGAGUAAAUUUAUUUUCUGGAAAAGUUUUGGACUUGUCAAGUAAAUACAUAGCUACUCUUCCAAAUCAGCUUGUAAUUCCAAGAGGACUGGAAAAUAAUUGUGAUUCUUUGCAGGAGUCAAAUAUCAUAGUUUAUUUAUUGAGCAGACUAUUUUUAGUUAAUAAAUUAGUUAACACGCCUUUGGAAUUGGCCCAUGGAAUUGACAGUUCCUUCAAAAUGGAAUCUGUACAUUAUAAGGCGAAAAGUCCUGGGAAUGAUAUUUUGAAUAUCUCAAGCAUCUAUGGUUACUUAAGAAAUGGUAAGAAUGAACCGCAUGUACCGGAGGCUGAUCUUUCCCUUUUGAAGCUCAUUUCUUGUUGGAGAGACCAAUCUGUGCAGGUAACUGAAGCAAUACAAGCUGUUCUCUUGGCGGAAGUUCAACAGCACAUGAAGACUUUGAGGAAGACAUCAACAAACAGUCAGCCAGUGCCUGGUGUCUCUGCUGUGGCAGAGAAUGGUAACCGUGAGGUGUUGCAGAUGCUGCCAAAGGCGGAAUGGGCGGAGGAAAUAGAGUUACAGCAUAUGAGAAACACUUUGCCUCUUCAGACUCCCGUCAGUCCAGUCAACCAUGACAGCAACUCAAACUCGGCAAACUUCCAAGAUGCGGAGGCCGUGCCUGACAGAUGGGACUGGGAAGAGUCUGAGAGUCCAGGUGAGCCAAGACAUCAUUUAUGGUUAGCAAAGGUGUGCCCCUGCAAGGUGUGCUAA